Etheostoma spectabile (orangethroat darter) is the source of this 10422-nucleotide messenger RNA. It is a transcript of the gene rev3l, whose product is annotated as REV3 like, DNA directed polymerase zeta catalytic subunit. Lineage: Eukaryota; Metazoa; Chordata; Actinopteri; Perciformes; Percidae. The transcript has 32 exons. Gene Ontology annotation, molecular function: DNA-directed DNA polymerase activity; DNA binding; nucleotide binding. Bases 539 to 9586 code for a protein of 3015 amino acids. Gene Ontology annotation, biological process: double-strand break repair via homologous recombination; error-prone translesion synthesis. Gene Ontology annotation, cellular component: nucleus; zeta DNA polymerase complex. The record is from RefSeq and is a predicted model, not a curated record.
CUAGCUUACCUCCCCUCAUAGGUAAGCUAAUGCGGGCUAGCUAACCCAUGGAAGAAGAAGGAGCACAACCGAGGGGCUCUCUGAUAAAACGGGUCUGGUCGGUAGUUCUGAGGCGUGAUAUAGUAAGAUAACGCUAGAUACCGGAAGCCAGAGGAACGUCUUCCUGGCGGAAAACAAAACAAAAAACACCAUAGAGAGCGCUAAAUCACGGGACAGCCACAAUUACAAGUCCAACAUGGACCUGACAGAUGCAGAGCGUCCGGUAAUUACUCUCCGCCGUCGAGUUUAGCUCUCCCCGGCUGCAGCUGAACAUAAACGGCGGCACGUCGGGGCGCGCUGGAGCCACGCGAAGCUUUGUUCGCGUUUUUUCAUGGGACACAACCGGGCUUCCCCCUGCUUUUUCGUUGUUUUACCGCCGUGACAGCACCCCCCUCGGCUGGUAUCGACUGGCCACCGAGGCGAACGCAUCUAAUGGACUCCUAACAGUAGUUUUUGGGCUUUUCUGACGGUCGGUCCCUCACUAACGGACGCGGCAGUCAUGUUUGCCGUGCGAAUCGUCACCGCAGACUUCUAUUUGCAAAGUCCCAUUAAAGACCUGGACGUUUGCUAUUCUGAAUUCAGGGAGAGCGAGGUGAAGAAAGUGCCGGUGGUGCGGAUCUUUGGAGCAACACCUGCAGGCCAGAAGACAUGCCUCCACCUCCAUGGCGUGUUCCCCUACAUCUACGUACCGUACGAUGGCUACGGCCAACAGCCGGAGCGCUACCUGCGGCAGGUGGCCUUCAGUACCGACAGGGCCCUCAACGUUGCCAUGGGAAACCCCGCCUCCAGCGUCCAGCAUGUCUUCAAGGUGGUGCUGGUCUCUGGCAUGCCUUUCUAUGGCUACCACGCUAAGGAGAAGCACUUUAUGAAGAUCUACCUGUACAAUCCUCAGAUGGUAAAAAGGGUCUGUGAGCUGUUACAAAGCGGAGCAGUGAUGAACAAAAGUUACCAGCCCCACGAGGGCCACAUCCCCUACCUGCUGCAGCUCUUCAUAGACUACAAUCUGUACGGCAUGAACCUGCUGAACUUGGGGGCUGUCAAGUUCCGCAGGGGCCAGCACAAAGAAGACGCAGCAGCGGUUCCAGACCGGCAAACUCCCAGCAGUCGUCCCAGCGUCAGCCCCUGGAAGAGCCCCGGCACCUCCAAGCUCGACGACAGCACCCUGGGGGGCACGUUUGUCCGCUGGGAGGAGGACACCAUACCGUGCUCCCUGGUCCUGGAUGCGGUGGAGAAGCAGAGCACCUGUGAGCUGGAGGUCGAUGCCGUAGCUGUCGACGUCCUCAACCGACUGGAAAUUGAAAAUCAGAUUGGCAGGAACCCGGGCCUGCAGGCCAUCUGGGAGGACGAGAAGCAGAGGAGGAGAGAGAAGAACCAGACCUCCCAGGUAGAAACCCCCGAGUCACAAGAUCGUGGGUUUGUCACUUCAACGGAAAGCGAGAAAAUCUUCAUGAAGAGAUUCAAGGAGAUUCUGAAGGAGAAUGAGUUUGACGUGACACAAGGUUCGUGUGUUAGCGAGAGGGAGGACCAAGAGGAUCUUCUCGCUGAUAUGACUCUCCAUUCUGACCCCCUGACCCCCGAGGGACUGCCGUGUACACCCGCUAAUGCAGUGGAGGUGCACAGGCACUCGCAGCCAGACUCUGUGAGGAGCAGUGUUAAAAUCCCAGAGGAGCCUGUCGUUGAUGAGGAGGCCAUCCUGAGUGUCCUGGAAAACAGUCAGACUUUCCUCCCGCUCUCCCAGUCAUCCAACCACUCGCCCCUGUUAGAAAGCAGCCAAGACCAGGCCCUCAAUGAUUUGCUGGCAGGACUGGAGAGCGAUGGUUUCUACAGGACCCCUGUCAGGCAGAACUCCCAGUCACUUCCCGGUGCCGGGAGCUACCACUGCAACAGUGAUGAGGAGGAGGCCGGGCCCGAGCUGGACAAGUUAGAGGCCGAGCUCAGCGUGCUAAUGUCACAGCGGUGGGACAACCAGCCUCCUGAGAACUCGCCCUCACCAAGGCCUGGUGCGAAGGAGCCUGACGACUGCUCAAGUGACGAGCAGCAGGAAUCCUCUGAUGAAGACAUGGAGUGGAGUGGGAAUAACUCUCUGUUCGCCAACCUGUCCAUCCCCCAGCUCGAUGGGGCCGCAGACGAGAGCAGCGAUUCCUCCUUAACGGACAGUGGCUCCAGGACCCAGUCUUCUCUCAUAGCCACAGAAAAGAUGCUCGGGAAAAACAACCCCUUCUCCGUGGAGACGGUUCACUUGGAUCCACCUUCUCCAGCGAAGAUCCUUCUUGAGUGCAAGCACCUUGAGCACAGACCAGUUAAUGUGCUUGACACAGAAAAACCACUUGACAUGCACUUUCAAUCAAAAAGCAGCCAGGACAGUUCAACAGGGUUCAAGUUUAAUAAAGAAAUUCCCUACAUCCCGCCAGUCAAACAUCCUAUCCCCUGCAAGUUACCCAAUCACCCUGAGGUGUCUCCUGUCAACGUAGACAAACAAGACAUACGGCCCAUGUACACCUAUGACAAGAAAACCUCCAUAGCUUUGGAUAAGACAGACCUAGAAAGUUUCCCAUUUGGUAACGGAAAGGUAACCAAAAACGGGAAGUACAGCAGCAUAAAGAAUGUGGAAACAAACUGUCUGUCCAUCCUUCAGAAUCACAGGACCUUCUCUCUCUGUUACUCAGAGCUGAGAAACUGUACAGCUAAGACAGAGCUGGAGCUGAGCCAGAAGGACAGUAAAAACCCCAUCCUGAGGAACAUCUCAGCCCCGUCACCUAUGGUAGAGAAGGAGUUUCUUGAUCCUCAGCAGGAAGAAAUGGGCCAGGACAGUGAGGAGGGAGAUGUUGGUGAACUCAAAAUCAGGUACGAGGACUAUCAGGAAAAUAAGACUGAAAGGACAAUAGUGGCCCAGCAGGAAGCACAUUACAAGUUCUUCCCUAGUGUCAUCCUCUCCAACUGCUUGAGUAGGAAGAAACCUGGGAGCAAAAAGCUGGCUGAUCCCUGCAGCACGCUUGAACAAGCCCAGCCUCGUAGAUCUAGGCUAAAAGUGUGUAAAAAAAGGUUGGGAAUGGCAGGGCAGAGAAACAAAUUAAACACCGUUGAAAGCUCUGCCGCUGACAGCCAGGUUUGCACUGGCCUCACCUCAACCACACCUGCUUGUCCAGUGACAUCAGAUACCGAGAUGCCAGCUUUGGAGGAUAAGUCAUUAGAAGAGUCUGAGCCAAUUCAAGAUGGGCCAUUAAUGGAGAGAAAGCCAAUCACAGAGACGGAGCCAGAAAGUGAGGAGAGGUCUGUAAAUGAACAGACCGAACCACUUUCAGAGCCCCCGGCCACCAUCGUUGCCAGUUUUUCUGAAGGACCUAAAGACUCCACAGAGCAAAGGUUAAGUCCCUUACACGAUAUAUCAGCUAAGGUCACCUGUACUAAACCUUCAGCAUUGCCUGGUAGUAAAUACACCCUGAGAGCCAAACGAAAGAUGAUCUAUGACAGCGAGGAUGGGGAAUACUUAAGUGUCACUCAUUCUAAGACUCCAGCCUCCAUCAAAGAGCGGUUAAAGGACCCCACUGUCCCCAGUGGGCAGGAAGCAAAACACCAGAAACGUCGUAAGAAGGAACCCCCUAUCAUUAUCAAGUACAUUAUUAUUAACAGGUUUAAAGGACAGAAAAACAUGCUGGUGAAGAUGUCCAAAUUGAAUGCAGAGGAGCAGUUGGUGUUGCUGACGCCAGACAAGCUACAGCAGUACAAUCAACUAGCCCCUCUUAAGGAUUUCUGGCCCAAGGUGCCAGAAUCCAGUGCCGUCAAGUUCCCCAUAACUGAGCCUAAGGCCAAAAAACAGCCCAAAAGAAAGGCAAAGGUCAGCCCCACAAAUAAGAAAACAGUCGGCAACUCCUCAAAACCUCGGGUAAGACAGGUUGACAGGGUCAGGAGGAUUAAAGGCUGUCAGAGAGGCCCACUUCUACCCUCCUUACCGCCCCCUCGGCCAUGUUACUGUGAGCUUACUGAUGACCAAGACAUUGAGUAUACUGAUGUCAUGGAAGAGUUGGGCUACCUCUCUGAUAGAUCCCCAAGCCCCACACACUCAACACCCCCUCGUUGUUGGUCACCAAGUGAACCUCUAAUGGACAGUAUGAGUUCAGAACACAUGAUAAACCCACUCAGUGACCCAUGUCUUAGUUCUGCUUUUCACAAGCCGCACACAGUGUCUUCAACCAAAGGAGCACAAAAGAAGCGUCAAACUGCCAAAGCGAAGAAAUCCACAGACACUAAAAGGAAAGUAGGCAGGUCUGUUAUUAAGCCUCGGGAGGAAGAGAAUCCCAAGAAAGAGAAAUUAAGACAAAGGAGUGGUGCUGCCCAAAUACAGAGGAAGAAGGCUAAAGAUGCAGCUGAAAGCACCGUCGACAGUUCUACAACCACCAUAAGACCUCGAAAGUCUCGCAAAAAAAGGACUGAGGAACCCAAAAGCCAUGACUCAAGUAAAGACAUCUCCCAGCUCCUUUUCCCAGAGGAUGAGUUACCUCCUUCCCAGAGUUUCUCUCAGUACGUCCCUCCAUUUCAGCAGCCAGGGAGCACAGAUGGCAACAGCCAUGACAGUUCCCAACCCGCAUCAAUAUUAGCUUCUAACUCAGUAGACCAGUCUAUAGAACCAAAGGUUGAGGACUGUGAGACAUCCAUCAUGGAAGUCAACCAAAGCUUUUUGUCACCGGUUCAGCUGAAGCAACAAGGUUGCCAGACCACUGUAGUAAAGACAGAGGCUUCACAAGAGGAGUGCACAGCUCCUCCACCUCCUUUAGCUGGUAGACCCUUACUGAAAAACAGUAAAGACUCACAAGUAGCAGCAGCCUUCUCACACUCAGGCCCUAAAAACGGGGACAUCACCACUCUCUAUGAGACUCCCUCUGGCUUGACUGUCCUCAAGCAGCUUCUCCAGAAAAGGCAGCAGGGACAGGCUCUUCCUCUACAAGUGGUUGGUACAGACAGCCACUUCACUGCCAUAGCUCAGGCUACAGUGCUACUAGAUCCCACAACUAAGCCAGCUAAUCCCAAAAGAGCUCCCUCCACCGCUCCACGGAAACCCAGGGCCCCAAAAUCUACUCCCAAGGACAAAAAGCCCAGAAUCAAGAAAGGCAAGGCAAGCAGCACUCAGCCAAAUCUAUCAGUGAAGGAGGAGGGCAAAAUGGCGGAUGAUUGCCCCCUCUUCCUGUCAGACCCAGGCCUUGACAGCUGCAACUUCAUAGAGGACAGCUUGUCACCAGAGCUCCCACACAACUACUCCUUUGAUAUAAAUGCCAUUGAUCAGACGGAGUUCUCCAGCCCAUACAGUGGCAGUCAGUUUGUCCUGACUGAUAAAAAUUUACCAGUUAAGUUCCUGAGUGAUGUCAGCCAGGAAGCUGUAUCUACUCCAGCACUGGGCUUUGAGAAGAAACGUGAUAGGCUGUUUGAUUCUGGGGAGGAGUUUCAAAGAGGCUCUGACUGGCACAAAGCAGGGCCUAUCAGCCCUGACCUCUUUGAUAGACCCAAGAACGGGGAGUCUGAAUCAAAUCACCUCGCCUUCCUCGACUCCGAGAAAAUCCAAAGCAGAGAGUGGGACUUCUCUUUAGGUAAAGCCCAUACACUGAGCCCCUUUCAAGACUUUCACUGUGAGAGAAAAGAGCUGCUCUUUUCCGUCUUCGAUCCUGUCCUACCUUUGCCUUUAAGCUCUGCGUCAUUCGUCGACCAUGAGGGCUCACCAACAGGAGAGCUUCUGGAGGGCAUUGAUGGACUAUCGUCCAGUAGCUCUCCGCGCUCCAUCAGCUCACUCUCCCAGGUGCGGGCGAGCCAGCUGCUGCGGGCAGCAGGAGGCGGAGCCCACAUUCUCAAGCCCCUCAUGUCUCCUCCAAGCCGGGAGGAGAUCCUCAGCACUCUGCUGGACCUGGACAUGUCGGAGGCCACCUUCCAGGAGCCCUUCUGCAGCAACCCCUCUGAUGUGCCGGGGAAACCAAUGGAGGUUGGCGGCCGAAAGUUAACGGUGUGCAGUAGGUUGGCUAAGGAGCUUGCAGAGUUCAGUGGAGACCUGUCUUUGGAGGGUCUCCAUUUCUGGAAAACGGCCUUCUCAGCCAUGACGCACCCUGCCAUCACUAUUACCUCAUCUUCCCAAACCCAGGGAGCCGAGGCCUCAGACGCAAGUAAAGAGCACCAGUCCUCAGCCGGUGACAAGAAGGUCAUCCUUCUGCCCUGCAAAAACCCACCAGGCAGAGAGCGUGUGCAGCUGUGGCUGGAAGCCAGGAAACAGUAUCAUAGUUUACAAAAAGGGUUGAGAAGGAGCCCACAAAGAACUGAGCAGCCAGCUGCUUCCAGCUGUCCAGAAGUAAAGGUUGAGCUGGCGAAAAGACUCUCCAGCAUCAGGACCCAAAGGAGAAAGAAAUGCAACCUGUCCCUUAUCAUAUCUCCCCUGAGGAAUGCAGGCUCUCAUGGUAAAUCCACAGAGGUGAGUCCAGUUUCAGAUGAAGGCGGCUUGGAUAUUGAGCAGGAGGGUGGAGAAAAACAUGAUGAUGAUGAAACCACCUCUCCAGAGUCCCCGGAGCUGCCUACCUGGCAGCAGUCUUGCCAGUCCAGCCCCUUAGGGCCAGCCCGGCUCAGUGAAAACAGGCAAACCUCUCCAGAACCACUGUCACCUCGGCUUUCAGACUCCCUGGAGAGACUGGGGGACAAUCUUAGUCCUUUGCUCCUCAAUGUCAGUAACAGGGAAUUGGGGAGGACUGGUCCUCUCCACCUUCACAGCACCCCCUUUUUAAGGAGAAGGCGGAGAAGCAAGGAAGAUCCAGAGCCAGUGUGCAGCACGCCCAUAUCUGAGGAGGAUGCCAAUUCUCAGAGACUCCAGCAGAGAAGGAGAAGCCAAGCGGACCCACUGAGACGAGUGUUACUGACCACACAGAUGAAGAACCAGUUUGCUGCUUUGAAUGUGCCAAAGAAAGAGAACUCUCAGAUUGAAGGGCCCAGCAUAGCCAACUCUUACGGCUUCAAAAUCAGCAUGCAAAACCUGCAGGAUGCCAAAGCUCUGCAUGAGGUCCAGUACCUUACACUGAUGGCCAUGGAGCUCCAUGCAAGAACCCGGCGGGACCUAGAGCCUGACCCCGAGUUUGACCCCAUAUGUGCCUUAUUCUACUGCCUCAGUUCUGACGCUCCCCUGCCAGACAUAGACAGCACCCAGCUGACGGGUGCCAUUGUGGUGGACAAAGACCAUCAAAGUUGUGACCCAGCAGGUCACGGAGGAGCCGCGCCCCUGCUGGUCAGGUCGGGCGUCUCUGGGCUGCAGGUGACGUACGCUGCUGAUGAGAAGGUGCUGUUUCAGGAGCUGAUCGCCAUCAUGAGGAGGUUUGACCCAGACAUCCUGGUGGGGUAUGAGGUGCAGAUGCGUUCUUGGGGCUACCUCCUCCAGCGGGCUGCAGCACUCGGAGUGGACCUGUGUCAGCAGCUGUCACGAGUGCCAGGUGAUUCCAAAGAGAACCGCUUCGCUGCAGAGAGGGAUGAGUACGGCGCCGACACCAUGACUGAGAUCAACAUCAUCGGACGCAUCACUAUCAACCUGUGGAGGGUGAUGAAAACUGAGGCGGCGUUGAACAACUACACUUUUGAGAACGUGGCCUUCCAUAUCCUCCACCAGCGCUUCCCCCUGUACAGCCCCCGCACACUGUCCGACUGGUUUGACCACAACACCCACCUUUACAGGUGGAAGAUGGUGGACCACUACGUGAGCCGUGUUCGCGGCACCAUGCAGCUUCUUCAGCAGCAUGACAUCAUCAGCAGAACCAGCGAGCUGGCCCGAGUGUUCGGGAUUCAGUUCUUUCACGUUCUGACCCGAGGAUCACAGUACCGCGUAGAGUCCAUGAUGCUGCGUGUGGCCAAGCCGUUGAACUACAUCCCUGUGACACCCAGCAUACAGCAGCGAGCCCAGCAGCGGGCGCCGCAGUGCAUUCCCCUGGUGAUGGAGCCGGAGUCGCGCUUCUACAGCAACUCAGUGGUUGUACUGGACUUCCAGUCGCUCUAUCCCUCCAUCGUCAUCGCCUACAACUACUGCUACUCCACCUGCCUCGGCCACGUGGACAGCCUGGGAACGCCUGAUGAGUUUAAGUUCGGCUGCACCUCCCUGCGGGUUCCUCCGGAGCUCCUCUACCAGCUUCGCAACGACAUCACAGUGUCACCCAACGGCAUAGCCUUCGUCAAGUCCUCAGUGCGUAAAGGCGUCCUACCCAGCAUGCUGGAGGAAAUCCUGAACACGAGGAUCAUGGUGAAGCAGUCGAUGAAAACAUACAAGCAGGACAAGGCUUUGAUGAGGCUGCUGGACGCCCGGCAGCUCGGACUCAAGCUCAUUGCCAACGUCACCUUCGGCUACACCGCCGCCAACUACUCUGGCCGCAUGCCCAGCGUGGAGGUUGGGGACAGCAUCGUCCACAAAGCCAGAGAGACCCUGGAGAGAGCCAUCAAGCUGGUCAAUGACACUAAGAAAUGGGGAGCGCGUGUUGUGUACGGAGACACCGACAGCAUGUUUGUUUUGCUGAAGGGAGCCACCAAAGAGCAGGCCUUCAAGAUCGGCAACGAGAUCGCUGAGGCAGUGACUGCAACCAACCCCAAGCCCGUCAAGCUCAAGUUUGAGAAGGUGUACCUGCCCUGCGUGUUACAGACAAAGAAGCGCUACGUGGGGUACAUGUACGAGAGCCUCGACCAAAAGGAGCCCGUGUUUGACGCCAAAGGGAUCGAGACAGUGCGCCGUGACAGCUGCCCCGCUGUUUCCAAGAUUCUGCAGCGGUCCAUUAAGCUGCUGUUUGAGACUCGGGACAUCAGCCAGGUGAAGCAGUUCGUGCAGCAUCAGUGCGUGAAGAUUCUGGACGGCCGGGCCAGCAUGCAGGACCUGACCUUUGCCAAAGAGUACCGGGGCAGCACAUCAUACCGGCCCGGAGCCUGCGUGCCUGCCCUGGAGCUCACCAGGCGUAUGAUGGCGUACGACCGUCGCCUGGAGCCCCGCGUGGGCGAGCGAGUGCCCUAUGUGAUAGUGUACGGGAUGCCCGGCGUGCCCCUCAUCCAGCUGGUGCGUCGGCCCAUGGAGGUGCUGCAGGACCCCGGCCUCCGCAUCAACGCCACCUACUACAUCACCAAGCAGAUCCUGCCGCCACUGGGCCGCAUGUUCCAGCUGAUCGGAGUGGAUGUGUUCAGCUGGUACCAGGAGCUCCCCAGGAUCCAGAAGGCGUCCUGCUCCUCGGCGGUGGGCGGAGAGGAAGUGGGAAGGAAGGGAACCAUUUCCCAGUACUUCACCACGCUCCAUUGCCCAGUGUGUGACGAGCUGACCCAGCUGGGCGUGUGCUCGCAGUGCCGCGCUGAGCCGCAGCGAGUCGCCGUGACACUCUACCAGGACAUGAGACAGUGGGAGAGUCAGCAAGACCAGCUGUUGAAGAUCUGUAGAAACUGUAGCGGCUGUGCAGAGCGCCAGGUGUCCUGCGUGUCACUGGACUGUCCCACCCUCUACAAGCUGUCCCAGGUCAACAGACAGCUCUCCAAGGCCCCCUACCUCCGACAGCUGCUGGAGCAGUUCUGAUUGGCUCCUGAACCCUGGAGCUCCCCGCUGAUUUGGUGCUAAUCGCUGUCCCCCACCCCUCAUCUCAGUGUUAGAUUGUCCACUCAGUUGUAAUAGUAAUAACAAUGGUGCUUCGAUUGAACCCUGCUGGGUUUCCAUUCUGUCUUGUAACUGUUAUUUGUUAAAACAAGUGUUUCUCUGUGCAGACUGUCUGCUUUGAGCCUCCUGUGGGGAGUGCAACCUCACCCCCCACCCAGGGCUCGUGUGUGUGUGUCUUCAUGCUUGUUUGCUGCCAUCUCCAUAAGCUGCUACAGGCUGAGUGAAGCUGAUGUCUUUGGAGACACAGCGGCAGACGGCCUGUCCUGGAACUAAGCGCAGUCCGAUCGAGGAUGACUUGUUGUAUCUUGUACCCGCUGUAGCAGUUUAAAGUCAAAUCUCAAGACAAACCACUAAUUGACUUCUCUUCAUUUUUAUAUCGACUGCAGUCUUUUUGUAAAAUAGUUCCUGUAUAGCUCCUUCUAUAAUCUCACUGUGCAUUAUCAUUAAAAGAACUACAGCUCCGGCCAUGAAUGCAAUCAAAUCUGUUUAAUGAAGUCUUUUUAAGGAUGCCAUUUUUCAUAUUUCUUGAUUGUAUUGAUGUUCAUAAUCUACAGAGUGUGUAAACUGAAAACUAAGUUUCUCUAAAAAAUCUGGGACUGUUGCAAUACUGUAUUUUGAUAAUUUAUGUCAUGGUCUAUUGUUUCCCAGUGCAUAUAUGGUUUUGUGAGCAAAAAAGUCAUCAAACCAUGUCAAGAACCAAUCUUCAAUUCUCCAUACAGCUGUACACAGAAUCUGUGUAUUUGUAUAAAUGUAAAAAA